GAGGCGCGGCCGGGGCGAGAGCGCGCCGAGCAGGCCGCCCAGCCCGCCGCGGGGAGCGGGCGCCGAGGCCGGCCGGGCCCCGACCCCCAUGGCCGCCCGGGCCUCCGGGCCGCGACGUCGCAGCGCCGGACCGCGGGCCCCCGAGUGAGCGCGCGCCGAGGAUCUCGUCCGGCCGCCGCGUUCUGGAAGAGCCGAGGGGAGAGCGCGCGCGAGCGGAGGAGGAGCAGAGGCGGCGCGGGGCAGGGAGGCGGCGAGCCGCGCGGCGCCGGCGCCCGGGAGACCCAGGAGGAGCCCGCAGAUGGGCUCUCAGCCUGGCCCCGGCCCCGCCGGCCCGCGUCCCCGGGCGUCGAGGAGGGGACGUUUCAUGCCUGCAGCCCCCCAUCAGCGUCUGCGGGGAGGAACAGACAGAUUCCAGAUGGCCUGGCGGUGACGGCGGAGGUGUGUGCGCGCGCGCGCGCGGGGGUGCGCGCGCGUGUGCGGUGCGUGUGCGCGCGCUCCAGGCCCUGGCAGCCAGCCCGCGUCAUGCAGUCUUUUCGAGAGAGGUGCGGUUUCCAUGGCAAGCAGCAGACCUACCCGCAGACCUCACAGGAGACGGCGCGCCUGGAGAGUUACCGGCAGCCGGGCCAGGCCGGGCUGAGCUGCGAGCGGCAGCGGCUGCUGGGCAAGGACUACUACGGCCCACAGCCCUUCGCCGGCUACGAGGGCGGCGGGGGCACGGCCGCCGCGGCGCGCGCCCCCAAAGGCCUGUCCUCGCCGCCCGCCCCGCCCGGCAGGCCGCCCUUCGCGGGCUACGCCGUCCAGGACGGCAGCGCCUACCCGGGCCGCUACUCGGGGGAGGAGGGCCUGCAGGCCUGGGGGGCCCCCCAGCCCCCGCCGCCCCAGCCCCUGCCCGGGGCGGUGGGCAAGUAUGACGAGAACCUGCUGAAGAAGACAGCGGCGCCCCCCGGCCGGCAGUACCCGGAGCAGGGCGCCCAGCUGCCCUUCCGGACGCACGCCCUCCACGUCCAGCAGCCGCUGCCGCCGCCCUUGGCGUACCCCAAGCUCCAGAGGCAGAAGCCGCAGGGCGACCUCGCCUCGCCCCUGCCCUUCCCCCCGGGCGGCCACUUCCCCCAGCAGGCCCAGUCCUUCCCCGCCGCCUCCACCUACUCCCCCGCGGGCCAGGGCGGCGGGCAGGGCGCCCACGCCUACAAGAGCUGCACGGCCCCGUCCGCCCAGCCCCACGACAGGCCGCUGACCGCCAACGCCAGCCUGGCCCCGGGCCAGCGGGUCCCGAGCCUGCACGCCUACCCGCCCGGCCGCCUCGGCUAUGACCCGCAGAAGCAGCAGCAGCAGGCCCUGCCCGGCCGCCAGCACACCCAGGAAAGCCUCCACUACCAAAGCCUCGCCAAGUACCAACACUACGGGCAGCAGGGCCCCGGCUACUGCCAGCCGGACGCGGCCGUCCGGACCCCGGAGCAGUACUACCAGACCUUCAGCCCCAGCUCCGGCCACUCACCCGCACGCUCCGUGGGCCGCUCGCCCUCCUACAGCUCCACCCCGUCCCCGCUGAUGCCCAGCCUGGAGAGCUUUCCCUACAGCCAGCAGCCGCUCGGCCCCGGGCCCUUCCCCUCCGGCCCCGCCGACCACAGCCACUUCUUGCCGCUGCUCAACCCCUCCCCGACGGAUGCCGCCGGCUCCCUGGACGUCCAGGCCGCCAACUGCAAGGCGCUGCAGAAGGACAAGCUCCCCGAGAGCCUGCUGUCGGACCUCAGCCUGCACAGCCUCACGGCGCUGACCUCGCAGGUGGAGAGCAUCUCCAACACGGUGCAGCAGCUGCUGCUCUCCAAGGCGGCCGUGCCCCAGAAGAAGGGCGUCAAGAGCCUGGCGGCCCGGACCCCAGAGCAGCACAAGAGCCAGCACUGCAGCCCCGAGGGCAGUGGCUACUCAGCCGAGCCGGCGGGCACGCCGCUGUCGGAGCCGCUGAGCAGCACGCCCCAGUCCACGCACGCCGAGCCGCCCGAGGCCGACUACCUGAGCGGCUCCGAGGACCCCCUGGAGCGCAGCUUCCUCUACUGCAGCCAGGCCCGCAGCAGCCCCGCCAGGGUCCACGGCGGCGCCAAGGCCAAGCCCGAGUCCGUGUCCACCUGCUCCGUGACGUCACCAGACGACAUGUCCACGAAGUCCGACGACUCCUUCCAGAGCCUGCACGGGAGCCUGCCACUCGACAGCUUCUCCAAGCUCGUGGCUGGCGAGCGGGACUGCCCGCGCCUGCUGCUCAGCGCCCUGGCGCAGGAGGACCUGGCCUCCGAGAUCCUGGGGCUGCAGGAGGCCAUCGGCGAGAAGGCCGACAAGGCCUGGGGCGAGGCGCCUGGCCUGGCCAAGGACACCGGCAAGCCGCCCUUCUCGCUGGAGAACCACAGCGCCUGCCUGGACCCUGUGGCCAAGGGUGCGUGGCCGCGGCCGGGGGAGCCAGAGGCCCUGCCCGAGGCCCUGCAGCUGGAGAAGGGCGGCAGCGCCAAGGACUUCAGCCCGGGGCUGUUUGAGGACCCCUCCGUGGGCUUCGCCACCCCCGACCCCAAGAAGACAAGCGGUGCCCUCUCCUUUGGCGCCAAGCCCACCCUGGGGGCCGCCGCCACGGACCCUGCCACGGCGGCUUUUGACUGCUUCCCAGACACGACCGGGGCCAGCUCGGCGGACGGCGCCAACCCCUUCGCCUGGCCCGAGGAGAACCUGGGGGAUGCCUGUCCCCGGUGGGGGCUGCACCCUGGCGAGCUCACCAAGGGUCUGGAGCCGGGCGGGAAGGCUGCCGGCGGCGUCAGCCAGGAGGACGCUCGCGAGGCUUCGGCCUGCCUGGGCUUCCAGGAGGAGGAGCCCCCGGGGGAGAAGGCGGCCGUGCCCCGGGACUCCCCGCAGGAGGUGGCGGGCGGGGUGAAGGAGGAGGCCGGCGGGCUGCUGCAGUGCCCCGAGGUGGGCAAGGCCGACCGGUGGCUGGAGGACGGCCGGCACUGCUGCGGCGCCGCCGACUUCGGGGACCUCCCGCUGCUGCCGCCGCCCGGCAGGAAGGGGGACCUGGAGGCGGAGGAGUACUCGUCCCUGUGCGAGCUCCUGGGCAGCCCGGAGCAGAGGCCGGGCCUGCAGGACCCGCUGUCACCCAAGGCCCCGCUGCUGUGCGGCAAGGAGGAGGCGGAGGAGGUGCUGGACCCCAAGGCCGGCUGGGGGUCCCCCUGCCCCCUCUCCGGGGAGUCCGUCAUCUUGCUGGGCCCCACCGUGGGCGCCGAGUCCAAGGUCCAGAGCUGGUUCGAGGCCUCCCUGUCCCACAUGAAGCCGGGGCCAGAGGGGCCCCAGGGGGCGCUGGCUGCUGGGGAUUCCGCCGCCCGCGCCCCGGAGGCCUCCUCGGCUCAGAAGCCAAACAAGCCCGCGGUGCCCGAGGCGCCCAGCGCCAAGAAGGAGCCCGUGCCUCGCGGCAAAAGCCUGCGGAGCCGGCGGGUGCAGCGGGGACUGCCCGAGGCCGAGGACUCCCCGUGCAGGGCCCCGGCGCUGCCCAAAGACCUGCUGCUCCCCGAGUCGUGCGCCGGGCCCCCCCAGGGACAGAUGGAAGGGGCGGGGGCCCCGGGCCGCGGCGCCUCAGAAGGGCUGCCCAGGAUGUGCACACGCUCCUUCACGGCCCUGAGCGAGCCCCGCACGCCCGGACCCCCGGGCCUGCCCACCACCCCUGCCCCCCCGGACAAACUGGGGGGCAAGCAGCGUGCUGCCUUCAAGUCGGGCAAGCGGGUGGGGAAGCCCUCCCCCAAGGCCGCGUCCAGCCCCAGCAACCCGGCCGCCCUGCCCGUGGCCUCCGACAGCAGCCCCAUGGGCUCCAAGACCAAGGAGACAGACUCGCCGGACGCGCCGGGCAAAGACCAGCGCUCGAUGAUCCUCCGGUCCCGCACCCGGACGCAGGAGGCCUUCCACUGCAAGCGGCGGCGGCCCUCGGAGAGCCGGCUCCCCAACUGCCGCGCCGCCAAGAAGCUCUUGGCCAACAACCACCUGCCCGCCACGUUCAAGGUGGCCGGCAGCCCCCAGAAGGAGGGCAGGGCAGGCCAGCGGGCGAGGGUCCCCAAGCCUGGUGCCGGCGGCAAGCUCUCCGAUCGGCCCCUCCACGCCCUCAAAAGGAAGUCGGCCUUCAUGGCGCCCGUCCCCACCAAAAAGCGCAACCUGGUCUUACGCAGCAGCAGCACCGGCGGGGACGUGACGGAGGAGGAGGCCGAGGGCUCCCCCGCCCUCUUCAAGAGGAUGACCUCUCCCAAGAAGGCCAGGCCCGCCAAGGGCACCGGCGAGCCGUUGGCGAAUCCGCCACCCCCAGAGACCCCUGACGCCGGCCUGAAGCUGGCCUCUCGGGCGUCCUUCCAGGGGGCCAUGAAGACCAAGGUGCUGCCCCCCCGGAAAGGCCGGGGCCUGAAGCUGGAGGCCAUCGUGCAGAAGAUCACCUCGCCCAGCCUGAAGAAGUUUGCGUGCAGAGCGCCAGGGGCCCCUCCGGGGAAUCCUCUGAGCCCGUCCCUCCCCGAGAAGGACCGCGGACUCCAGAGCGCAGGGGGCAGCCCACUGGGGGCAGAAGAAGGUCUCUUCCACGUGAGCACCGGGCAGAAGCUCCCGGCAGCUUUGGGGACCGACCCGUUAUGCAGAAAUCCGACCAACAGAUCCUUAAAAGGUAAACUAGUGAACAGUAAGAAACUGUCCUCGACCGACAGCUUCAAAACGGAGGCCUUCACGUCCCCAGAGGCCCUGCUGCCUGGGGGCGCUGCCCUGGCGCCUAAGAAGAGAAGCCGGAAAGGGAGAGCUGGCGCCCUCGGCAUCCCCAAAGGCUCCCUGGAGAAGAGGCCUCAUCUAGGCCCAGCUCUGCUCCUGACUCCUCGAGACAGGGCCAGCGGCACUCAGGGGGGCAGUGAGGACAGCUCUGGUGGAGGAGGCAAGAAGCCAAAGACGGAGGAGCUGGGCCUGGCCUCCCAGUCCCCCGAGGGCCGGCCCUGCCAGCCCCAGACGAGGGCGCAGAAGCAGCCGGGCCACGCCAACUACAGCAGCUAUUCCAAGCGGAAGCGCCUCACGCGGGGCCGGGCCAAGAAUGCCACCUCCUCACCGUGUAAGGGGCGUGCCAAGCGGCGGCGGCAGCAGCAGGUGCUGCCCCUGGAUCCCGCGGAGCCUGAAAUCCGCCUCAAGUACAUUUCCUCAUGCAAGCGGCUGCGGGCAGACAGCCGCACCCCCGCCUUCUCUCCCUUCGUGCGGGUGGAGAAGCGGGACGCGUUCACCACCGUAUGCACUGUUGUCAACUCCCCUGGAGAGGAGCCCAAGCCCCACAGGAAGCCUUCCUCCUCCUCUUCGUCCCCUUGCUCUUUCUCCUUGGACGCAGCCGGGGCCUGCCUAGCCACGCUCCCUGGAGGCUCCGUCCUGCAGUCUCGGCCCUCCCUGCCCCUCUCCUCCACCAUGCACCUGGGGCCCGUGGUUUCCAAGGCCCUGAGUACCUCUUGCCUUGUUUGCUGCCUCUGCCAAAACCCGGCCAACUUCAAGGACCUUGGGGACCUCUGCGGGCCCUACUACCCCGAACACUGCCUCCCCAAAAAGAAGCCAAAACUCAAGGAGAGAGUGCGGCCAGAAGGCACCUGCGAGGAGGCCUCGCUGCCUCUUGAGCGGACACUCAAAGGCCUUGAGUGCCCAGCUGCCGCCGCCGCUACCACCCCCGCUACCGCCCCUGCCCCCACCCCCACCCCCGCCGCCACCCCCGGGAAGCCCCCCAGGCCUGACGGCCCGGCUGAUCUGGCCAAGCAGGGCUCCCUGCGCACCAGUGCCCGGGGCCUGUCGCGGCGACUGCAGAGUUGCUACUGCUGUGACGGUCGGGGGGACGGCGGCGAGGAGGCAGCCCUGGCCGACAGGAACCACAAGCACGAGGGCGGCAAGGAGCCGCCGGCGGAGCCCGGCGGGGACACCCAGGAGCACUGGGUGCACGAGGCCUGCGCCGUGUGGACGCGCGGCGUCUACCUGGUGGCCGGGAAGCUCUUUGGGCUGCAGGAGGCCAUGAAGGUGGCCGUGGACAUGACUUGUUCCAGCUGCCAGGAAGCCGGGGCCACCAUCGGGUGCUGCCACAGAGGAUGCGUGCACACCUACCACUACCCGUGCGCCAGCGACGCGGGUUGCAUAUUCAUCGAAGAGAACUUUUCUUUGAAAUGCCCCAAACAUAAGAGGCUGCCGUUGUAAUGCACCCCCGGCCGGAGGAGCCGCCGGAGCCCGCCCGCCGCCGCCGCCGAGGAGAGGAGCCGCCGGCGCAGCCCCUGGGCCUUUGCGCUGCUUCCGGCUCGGGCCCGGAGCCGAUCCCUGAUCCGGACCCCGGAUCCUGGAUCUGGCCGCCUCGGGCGGAAGCCAGUGGCCCCCGGUUGGGAAGCAAACAGGUUCCGGGUUCGUCUGCUUGCGGAACCGGACGGCGCAGGGCUUUCCCGCCCGCAUCCCCCGGCCAGGCCUGGAGAGCGGGAGCCCGCGGAGCGGCCAGGCGCCUUGGAACACCCAGGCCCCGGCGGGGGUGGGAAGCCGUUAGGCUGG
Molecule: messenger RNA, 6543 nt
Organism: Hippopotamus amphibius kiboko
Lineage: Eukaryota; Metazoa; Chordata; Mammalia; Artiodactyla; Hippopotamidae
Gene: RAI1
Product: retinoic acid induced 1
Exons: 7
Coding region: 523-6204 (1893 amino acids)
Biological process (GO): regulation of transcription by RNA polymerase II; circadian regulation of gene expression
Cellular component (GO): nucleus
Source: RefSeq, a predicted model, not a curated record